Molecule: messenger RNA, 3657 nt
Organism: Hydractinia symbiolongicarpus
Lineage: Eukaryota; Metazoa; Cnidaria; Hydrozoa; Anthoathecata; Hydractiniidae
Product: lutropin-choriogonadotropic hormone receptor-like
Exons: 10
Coding region: 280-2709 (809 amino acids)
Biological process (GO): G protein-coupled receptor signaling pathway
Cellular component (GO): membrane
Molecular function (GO): protein binding; protein-hormone receptor activity; G protein-coupled receptor activity
Source: RefSeq, a predicted model, not a curated record
UUCAAUCAAUUAAUUUAUAUUAAAAAACAAUGAAAUAUUCUUUGGUAUAUUCAUAUCUUUCAGUUUUGAUAUUUGAUAAAAAAAAAUGUAUAUAAUUGAGGGCUUACGCGCUUAAUCGAAUACAAAAAUAUCAGUGCGCAGGUACCGGCAAGACAUAAAUAGAAGAGAGAGAGAGAGAUAAAAUAAUUAAGAGUAAGAAGAAUCAAGAAGAAAGGAAAGAGUAAGUGAAUUAAAAGAAAUCAUAACUGGAUGAUUUAGAUACAAAAGAUUCAACAAAAAAUGCUGGAAAAGUUUAUAUUGGUCGUAGUGGUGAUUGGAAUGUGUUCUGCGAAAAACAACAAGACGGUACAAAGUCGUGAAAUUGACAUGAACCAAUUGGACUUUGUUGAAGUUCCUAAAAAAAUCUUGACAGGUUCUAAUGGUAUAACAUCAUUGUUGUUGUCCUUCAACAAGAUCAAGUACAUCAGCAAUGAUUCAUUUCCAAUUGAAGCAUGCAAGGAAAUGCGAUACAUAAAUUUACAUGCAAACUACAUUACUCAUAUCCAUGAAGAUGCAUUUGCUAAUAUGCCCAAUUUGUUGGAGAUUGAUUUAUCAAACAAUCAACUUACUAAAGUGCCGAAACUAAAUGCUCCUAGCGUCAGAAAAGUAAUUCUGCAAAACAACAAGAUAAGUGAGUUAACGGAAGAAGCAAUGAGUGGAUACACCAGCCUAGUGCAUUUUGAUUUGAAGCACAACCAGAUCAAAAAUCUUUACGGCGAUACCUUUUUGGAGAAUAAAGACCUGUUCUUCUUAUCGCUCAGCAACAAUCCAUUGAAAACAAUUCAUGACAACGCCUUCAGAGGACCAACCAAUUUGAGAUUUUUGUAUCUGGAUUCAACGCUGAUUAAAACUCUACCCCCAUACUAUGGCAUAUCCACCGUGGAAACGUUAAGCUUGAAGAACACACCAAAUCUAUUCACCAUACCUGAUCCUUCCAAGUUCAAGAACCUGAAAAAUGUUUCGGUCACGUAUAGAAUGCAUUGUUGUGCCUUUUACGCACAACGACUCAGAGCUGUCCUAAACAACGCCACACUUUGUACCACUUCGAAACCCAUCUUAACCACAGAAAAUCCACUGGGAAGUUUCAAGCAAAAGAAAGUACGUGGAUUGAAUACAACUGUCGAUGAGGACGACCCGUUUGGUGACAGUGAAUUCAACGAUCUAUUUGGAGAAGUUAUGAAUAGCUUUAACAAGGCUAGCAACGUCACGAAUUCAUCCUGUUAUGAUAACGGAGAAUUAGUUGGGGGAAAACCAAAAGGGAAGUAUAUGGAAGUGGAAUGUAAUCCGGAACCAGAUGCCUUCAAUCCAUGCCAAGAUGUGAUGGGUACAAAUGUCCUUCGCGUGUUCUCAUGGGUGAUAUCCAUGUUUGCCAUCAUUGGGAAUAUGUUUCAGCUCGUAAUCCUGUUCCACAGCCGACAAGAGUUAAGUGUCUACAAACUAUUAAUGUACAAUCUCGGCUUUUCCAACUUGUUGAUGGGUAUAUACCUAAUGGUUUUGUGUUGUGUUGAUUCUUAUACCUAUGGAGAGUAUUACAACUUUGUUCAAAGCUGGCAAUACAACGGUGGCUGCCAGGCGUUUGGUUUCAUCGCCUUGUUUGCAACACAACUUUCUGUGUGCAGCUUAAUGUUAAUCACUGCUGAACGUUUUCUGCUGAUAAUAUUUGCUCUACAAGUUGGAAACCAAAUGAAGUUGAGUCAUGCCAAGAUGGGAGUUGCAGCAGCAUGGAUCUACUCAUUUAUCGUUUCUGUUUUACCUGUAACAAACGAGGUCAGCUCUUACUCCAAAACAGCAAUAUGUUUGCCAAUGGAUGUUCACUCAGUUGUAUCGGAAGGUUAUGUCGUUUGGUUGCUCAUCACAUACGUGCUCGCUUUUUUCUUGAUCGUCUUUUGUUAUGUUCGCAUGUAUCGUAGCAUCAGCUCAGUACGACCUGGCUGCUCCAAUCAUCCAAUUGAUACUAAAGUGGCUAAAAGAAUGGCAUUGAUUAUCUUCUCCAACUUCCUUUGCUGGUUGCCCAUCAGUAUUGCUGGAUUGCUUGCCUUAUACAGUGGUACUGUAUUUAAUGUUGAUGUUGCAAAGUUCUUGCUGGUAUUCAUUUUCCCUCUUAAUGCUUGCACUAAUCCGUUCUUAUACGCCAUUUUUACGAAAGUAUUCAGAGGUGAUACAAUAUCCUUGUUGAGCACUAUUGGAUUAUGUAAACAAGCUGAUGAUGAACACCAACGGGGAAGAUCGUCUUCCUAUUUCAAAUCGAAAGGUAAAAAACGAGCAGACACAAAUGAUCGACAUUUCUUACAUAUACAAGCACCAAUGGAAGGCUGCACGUAUUCCAACGAACGCAACAUUGAAGCUCAAACUGAUUUUGAUAGUCCAGAAACACCCAUCAAAGUUAUGAUUGAUCCAAACGAGCGACAAUCAAAACAUGGUCGAUUGCAAAGAUUAAACGAUGAAGAUUCACCACCAUCAACGCAUCAACGAAGAAAUUACGAAGAACAUAACAAGCCCCGUUCAGAUUCUCAACGCGGAUUGUUGGAUGAAUAUAAAAGGAGAGCUGACUCUAGUGAUACCUGCUCGACAGGGAUGUCAUCAGUGCAAUCUGCUACCGAAAUUGAUGAUGAUUUUUCUAGACGAAUAGGAAGUGUCACAAAAGCGGAAAAUUCGAUUCUUUUCUCGUAACUGUUGUAUUUCCGCCAAAAGUGUAUUAUUGGAAAGAACAGAAAACAAGAGUUGUUGAUAAAUAUCCAGGAAAUUUUCAGUAGAGAAGGAUGAAAAUGGACCUGCAGAAAUUACUCCAGAAUAUAGACACUUAUAAACAACAAUUCUUCUGGAAUAUUUUCAGACUUGUUUUGCUAUAUUUUAUCGUUGUUAAGAAAAAAUUUUGUUUUUCCUUUAUAUCAAAAUAAACAAAUAUUGUUAUCCUACCGCCAGAAGGAAAACGCAGGGCGUUGCCUUUCUGCAGUGAGGAUCCACUGAGAGCAAAAAGAGUCACGCUAUAUUUGUUUAUUUUGAUUUUUAAUUUAAUAGAAUUUUAGAUUUUGAAAAUGUAAUUAAAAUGACAGUGGAUUUUAUAACCGCGCACUUUUCAAUACCUUGCUUGCUAACGAUGUUAAAAAUGUAGAAUGAGUUGAUUGACUCAGUAUGUAUAUAAUCUUAUUUUAUGUUCUCUUGUGUUCUUUUUAAUAUAUUUUCUGUGUGUGCGUGGUCUUUAGAAGACUUCUUUUCUAUCUGCUGUAGUAUGUCUCUGUUAAUAUGUAUAUAUUCAUGUAGCACAAUCCAGAUAUUAAUAUUUGUUAUUAAAUUUAUUAAAUUAAAAAAGCUGUUUUUAUAUUUUUAAAUUUAUUUCCACACAACCCGAACAAUUGGCAAUCCGACGACUACAAAUCUUGGCUUGUUUAUUGGCCAAUGUAUUUUUGUCAAGAAAAUCCUUGUAACAAGGGAGAUAUUGCUAUGACACAGAAUCUUCAGAAAGUUGCAUUUUCUAUAGGUAUGUUUUAACCAACCCGUUAUCAAACAAGCAUAAGCAGCCAGCUGUUUUUCUACUCUAUAUAACAUCUUUUAAAAUGCCAUAUUAAGCCUAAUAUAAGCAUUUCUAGUGGUGAAUCAAAACUCAAAAAAUUUUUGAAU